AUGCGGAACUCCCGGUUUUGUGCCAUUCUGGCAGUCGUCGCAUCAGUGUUGGUAGUGGUUAUUGGACAAAGAUCCCAACAAGCCGUCAUUGCUGACUUGGGUAAACUGAUCGUCGAUAACUGCCCGCCUAUGCUUUGUACUGGUUUGGUUGCGCAGUUGUCACCGAGAGAAAUGGAUCUUUGUGCCUGCCCAAUCGGUUCUCCAUCCCGUGGAUGCGAUCCAAUGCCUUUCAUUCUCUGGCACGAUCUCAUUGUCAACGGAUGUCCAAAUGUGACACUGAACAGUCGCGACCCCGCUCAAAAAGUGCACAGAUGGUUCAGAAGAGUCAACAGGUUCACCAAUACGGAUCAAUGUGAACCAUACAUCUUCCCAUAUUGCCCAGAGUUGGACUUUAAUUUGUGGAGGUCACCAAGAACCAAACAGGAAUGCGAACUUUAUUGCUACUCGAUCGAUGAGCAGAGAAAGCGUGGAAUCAUCUGA
This is a messenger RNA of Caenorhabditis briggsae, 480 nucleotides long. RefSeq names its product Protein CBR-LON-8 (gene Cbr-lon-8). Lineage: Eukaryota; Metazoa; Nematoda; Chromadorea; Rhabditida; Rhabditidae. The record is from RefSeq and is a predicted model, not a curated record. The transcript has 4 exons. Bases 1 to 480 code for a protein of 159 amino acids.